AAUAAUAUCAUAUACCUAUUUCCGAGAUUUUUCGUUUUUUAUUUUUUAUGUUACGUCUUAACUUUUGUAAUUCUUAGACCCAUAAUGGAUUCUGACGCGUCAAAUGAAGGCAGCAUCGUUUUUAGACGUAAAAACGUUACUUUAAAGAGGAGGAGGGAAUUAAUUCUAUCGUCGGAUUCAGAAGCAGAAGAAUUAAAGGGAAAAGAAAACAAUUCUACAGUAAAUACGUGGUCGCGUGUAAACUUGGAUCCACACAUAUACACGUUUGUUGAUAAAGACUGUGGAAUUAAAGCAGGAAAUAUUAAUGAUUCAUUCAAUAUUUUGGAUUAUUUCAAAAUAUUUUUUUCCGACAAUUUAAUGACAGAUAUUGUUAAUGCGACAAACAAUUACUAUCGAUAUACAGUUGCACAUAGCGACAUAUCUCCUUCAUUACAAAAUUGGUCCGAUGCAACAAUAAAUGAAUUGUAUACUUUCCUUGCAUUAACGCUCAUAAUGUCUCGUAUGAAAAAAUUAUCUAUUAAAGAAUAUUGGAGUACUAAUGAAGUGCUUAGAACGGAUAUAUUCAAUAAACAUAUGUCACGAGAUAGAUAUUUAGUGUUGCUAAAGAUGCUUUGCUUCGGCGAUAAAGAAUCUGAAAGUUCGGAAGACCGACUGACAAAAAUUCGUCAACCUUUUGAUAAGCUGCGCGAAACGUUCCAAAAAUCAUUUUGUCCGUUCAGGAAUUUAUGUAUUGAUGAGAGUCUCUUCCUUUUUAAAGGACGAUUAUUUUUCAAACAAUAUAUACCAUCCAAGAGAAAUAGGUUUGAAAUAAAAUUAUUUGUGCUGUGCGAUUGUUCAACAGGAUUCGUUUUGGAUGUAAUUGUUUAUACCGGCUUAACUUCCGAAGUGCAAACAUUUUCUGAAAAAUUAGGUAAAACUGGCAAUAUUGUGGCAACAUUGAUGCAACCUUAUUUAGGAAAGGGUCAUCAAUUAUUCGUUGAUAAUUGGUAUUCAAGUCCUGCACUAUUCCAAUAUUUGCACAGCUUUGCAACAAACGCAUGUGGGACAGUAAAAAAGCAAUGUAAAGGUAUGCCAAAAAUGUCAGAAAAAUUAGAAAAAGGAGAUCUUAGUUUUAGAUCAUCGGGAAAUUUGCUCGCACUGAAAUGGCAAGACAAACGUGAAGUUUGGAUGUUGUCCACUAGUCAUUCAGCUGAAUAUAAAGAUUGUGAAAAGAAAAAUUAUCAAACGGGUGAAAAUAUUCAGAAGCCUUCAUGUAUUAUAGACUAUAGCAAAUCGAUGAAUAUAGUUGAUAGAAGUGACGCAAUUAUAAAUACGGUUUCAUCCAUAAGAAAAACGCUGAAAUGGUACAAGAAAUUCUUUUUCCAUUUAUUAGACAUUUCAAUAUGGAAUGCAUAUUGUUUAUAUAAAUUUAACACAAAAAGAACUAUAUCAAUGUCCGAAUUUCAUUUGACAUUAAUAACAAAACUUCUAAACCAGUACUCUGAAUCGAGGCAAUACAACCCUUGUACUUCAUCAGAAAACCUCAUGCGUUUUAAAGAAAGACAUUUUCCAGCACCGUACAAUAGUAAUAAAACAAAAAGGGAAAAUCCAUUGAGAAGAUGUAUUGUAUGCUCAAAAAAUAAUAAAAGGUGUAGUACUAGAUACUAUUGUAAACAAUGUAACGUUGGCCUAUGUGUAGCCCCAUGCUUCGAAAUUUAUCAUACCAAGGAAUAACAUUUAUCGUAAUAUUCAAAAACUUGCCUUAUUUCUUUAUGAUAUGAAUGAAAUAAAACAAUAAUGUUGAAUUGAAUUUUCUAAUUUUUCAUUCAUCUAAAUAAAAUUGUGAACAUUUAAAAAUUCCGUAAUAAAAACAUAUGCUAUGCUGAUUUACAUUACAAGUAAAGCUGCCUGUAAUGUAAAACAAGCUUUCAGUGCUUCAAAGCUUUCCUCAUCAGAGUUCUGCAAAAGAGCAAAACGGAUUCGUCACAAAUGUACAGCACAAAAUAUCGUGCGGACUAUGAGUGCCGGCUGUGGACAAGGUUUCGAGGCCGGUGUGCGCCGUACCGAAGUGGUUUUAAAGUAAUGGGUACGACUUAAAAUGCGACGCAUUAAACGUUCUGCGACUUUACAGCUCGGUUAUACGUUGUAUAUUGCUAUUGUGUCAUCAUUCCAUGACUACAUAUUUGCAUUCAAAAUUUU
Molecule: messenger RNA, 2178 nt
Organism: Orussus abietinus
Lineage: Eukaryota; Metazoa; Arthropoda; Insecta; Hymenoptera; Orussidae
Product: piggyBac transposable element-derived protein 4
Exons: 1
Coding region: 85-1713 (542 amino acids)
Source: RefSeq, a predicted model, not a curated record